This is a messenger RNA of Coregonus sp. 'balchen', 20650 nucleotides long. Lineage: Eukaryota; Metazoa; Chordata; Actinopteri; Salmoniformes; Salmonidae. The record is from the annotation of a GenBank genome assembly.
AUGGGUGACGGCGACGAAUCAGCAGCCGCCACGUCAGAAGCUCACACAGCCGUGUCUCUCUCAUCAGAUUGCUUAUUCCCUGACAACCUGACGCUUAUCCGCUCCACAACUACUUGUGACCCAGAGCAAGUUUGACAGCACAGACAGACCACCACAGACUCAGAAGCAUCAGAGAGAUCACAGUGACUACUAUGGGAGGAGAGAGGACCAGGUCAUGCUGAAUGUGCUGUGUGAAGGCUCUGAAAGCUCUGGGAAUACCCAGUGGAUACUAGUAGACUAUUUGUUGUACGUUGGCUCUGCCUGUGGUUGAGGAGGGUCCACAGGGACCGUCACUGUGAGCAGCAGGUGGAAUGACUGUGAGCCCGGCGUGUGCAGAGCUGGAUUGGAUGCAGCGCUGGACCCUUUCUCACAGCAACCAGAGGAGAGUAGCUGUUACAGACAUGCUCCUUUGCCUCAGGACUUUCAGGGCUCUAGUAGUAUAGCUUCUACCACAACUCUCCGCUACAGUCUUAUAGCUUGUGAGUCUUCUUGUGUAUGCAAUUGGCAGAACAAUUACUUUGCUCUCGUGAGUAUGUCCGUACUGUUUCCUCUUUAUCCCAAGCAGUUGUGCUCUAUCUGAUUUUUCUUUUAUUUAUCUUUUUAUUUGUUAUUAUUUUCCUCUAACCCUGCCACCCCUCCCCUAAUUGGGGUAAACUAAUGGACAAUAACACUUAGGCUUCUACUUCCAGCUUAUACAUACUAUAUACAUUUUACAGACACAAAGUAUUUUACAAUAGUUAUCUUUUGUUUGUUUUUAAUCCUAUCCUUCAGCUACCAUCAACCCCUCCCAUCUAUCUCUGAAGACCAUCCGGGGGGGUCAACAAGGGGCAUAGGUGGUUGCCCUGUCCUGUGGUGUGGUAAUGGACGUGGUCGGCCCGUUGGCAUGGUUUAAAUCGGUCCGGAUUUAGCGUCAGAGUUUUAGCUGGAUUUAGCUGCAAUUCUAUAAAAUGUAUUCUCCUUGACUAUGGGGUUUUCUAGUUCUCAAAUAUUAUAUUCUUAAACAAAUAUAUACAGUGAGGGAAAAAAAAGUAUUUGAUCCCCUGCUGAUUUUGUACGUUUGCCCACUGACAAAGACAUGAUCAGUCUAUAAUGUUAAUGGUAGGUUUAUUUGAACAGUGAGAGACAGAAUAACAACAAAAAAAUCCAGAAAAAAGCAUGUGAAAAAUGUUAUAAAUUGAUUUGCAUUUUAAUGAGGGAAAUAAGUAUUUGACCCCUCUGCAAAACAUGAUUUAGUACUUGGUGGCAAAACCCUUGUUGGCAAUCACAGAGGUCAGACGUUUCUUGUAGUUGGCCACCAGGUUUGCACACAUCUCAGGAGGGAUUUUGUCCCACUCCUCUUUGCAGAUCUUCUCCAAGUCAUUAAGGUUUCGAGGCUGACGUUUGGCAACUCGAACCUUCAGCUCCCUCCACAGAUUUUCUAUGGGAUUAAGGUCUGGAGACUGGCUAGGCCACUCCAGGACCUUAAUGUGCUUCUUCUUGAGCCACUCCUUUGUUGCCUUGGCCGUGUGUUUUGGGUCAUUGUCAUGCUGGAAUAUAUUUACAUUUACAUUUGAGUCAUUUAGCAGACGCUCUUAUCCAGAGCGACUUACAGUUAGUGAGUGCAUACAUUAUUUUUUAUAUUUUUCAUACUGGCCCCCCGUGGCAAUCGUACCCACAACCCUGGCGUUGCAAACGCCAUGCUCUACCAACUGAGCUACAUCCCUGCCCCAUGGGAAUACCCAUCCACGACCCAUUUUCAAUGCCCUGGCUGAGGGAAGGAGGUUCUCACCCAAGAUUUGACAGUACAUGGCACCGUCCAUCGUCCCUUUGAUGCGGGGAAGUUGUCCUGUCCCCUUAGCAGAAAAACACCCCCAAAGCAUAAUGUUUCCAACUCCAUGUUUGACGGUGGGGAUGGUGUUCUUGGGGUCAUAGGCAACAUUCCUCCUCCUCCAAACACGGCGAGUUGAGUUGAUGCCGAAGAGCUUGAUUUUGGUCUCAUCUGACCACAACACUUUCACCCAGUUCACCUCUGAAUCAUUCAGAUGUUCAUUGGCAAACUUCAGACGGGCCUGUAUAUGUGCUUUCUUGAGCAGGGGGACCUUGCGGGCGCUGCAGGAUUUCAGUCCUUCACGGCGUAGUGUGUUACCAAUUGUUUUCUUGGUGACUAUGGUCCCAGCUGCCUUGAGAUCAUUGACAAGAUCCUCCCGUGUAGUUCUGGGCUGAUUCCUCACCGUUCUCAUGAUCAUUGCAACUCCACGAGGUGAGAUCUUGCAUGGAGCCCCAGGCCGAGGGAGAUUGACAGUUCUUUUGUGUUUCUUCCAUUUGCGAAUAAUCGCACCAACUGUUGUCACCUUCUCACCAAGCUGCUUGGCGAUGGUCUUGUAGCCCAUUCCAGCCUUGUGUAGUUCUACAAUCUUGUCCCUGACAUCCUUGGAGAGCUCUUUGGUCUUGGCCAUGGUGGAGAGUUUGGAAUCUGAUUGAUUGAUUGCUUCUGUGGACAGGUGUCUUUUAUACAGGUAACAAGAUGAGAUUAGGAGCACUCCCUUUAAGAGUGUGCUCCUAAUCUCAGCUCGUUACCUGUAUAAAAGACACCUGGGAGCCAGAAAUCUUUCUGAUUGAGAGGGGGUCAAAUACUUAUUUCCCUCAUUUAAAAUGCAAAUCAAUUUAUAACAUUUUUGACAUGUGUUUUUCUGGAUUUUGUUGUUGUUAUUCUGUCUCUCACUGUUCAAAUAAACCUACCAUUAAAAUUAUAGACUGAUCAUUUCUUUGCCAGUGGGCAAACGUACAAAAUCAGCAGGGGAUCAAAUAUUUUUUUCCCUCACUGUAGGUAAAUUAGCUUUUCUACAUAAUUUCUGUCUGGGUUUAGUCAUUUACACUGAAAGUGUUUUUCCAUCCCAAAAAUUCAUGUUUUUGGUGUGGUGGCAAUAGCAUUGGCGAUGCGCAUAAAUGUAUAUAAGGGGAAACACUGAUUUGUGUGUGUUUUGGGUUUUCCAUGAUGUCUUCUGGAACCGACUAGCAAACAUUUUUGCUAACAUUUUCUCACGCAGUCUCUUGCCCCAACUCUGACUACUAGAUAACUAGCAAUCCCAGAAGGGAUUGUCGGCUUGCAUAGUGGUGUCUUCAUAAUGGAGAUCAUUUUUGCUGAUGUGGGGCUGUACUGAGAUGAACACUAACUUGUGGCAAUUUCUAUUUGCACAUUUCUAUUUGUAUGGUCACACUACAAGCAGGCAAAGUUGACUGGCAGGGCCUUAAAAUAGGAAUGAACAGCUGACAAAAACUUGUCCUGGAGGUAACCUUCUCACUCUUCCCUGAUCCAGCCUAUAUUCCACUAUGCUUACAGUAUGCUUAUAAUUCUGUACUUUGGUGUUGUUCAGCAGCACUCCUCCUACGUUCCUUUUCUUCUGCUGAAGCGUGGAGGCCUACCUGAACUCAUGUUUAUAAUACUAUCUUGUCACCUGAAACAGGAAUCUGCCAAGGUUUCUGACCUGAACCCCAAUGCGAAAGCAUGGGCCAAUCACAUGCUUAACCUGGACACCACCACUGGGACUGCAGACACACCUGCUCUCCAGCCAUGGAAGGACUGCUGCGAUAGCAGCUCCACUGACCCUGGGCCAGAAGGUCAGCCAUUUUAAGUACCGGAUGGGAAUAGUCCUCCCGUUACCGUGUCCCUGUUUGCGUCUCAAAUGGCAUCCUAUUCCCUACAUAGUGCACUGCUUUUGGUCAAAUGUAGUGCACUAUGUAGGGAAUAGGGUGCCAUUUGGGACACAACCCCUGUCGUCACGGCACAUGCAGCCAGGGGUGAGUCAUUGUUAUCAAUUUAGUCAGAUGGAGCGCAAUGAAUAUUACCAAGCUAUCCUUCCUUCUAACCCUUAAUUAGCAUAAUUACUUAUUUUAAUGUGCGGACGUUAAGAUUAGCCGCCGUGGCAGUUAAUUCGUUUUAUUCAGAUUGACACAUCUACAUAUUAUUCCCAGCUCAUAAUGUUAAAUUAUUUGUGGGGAUUGCACUGUAGGAGAUCUUAUAUUAACAGUAAUAAUAUUUCUGUGGCAUCCAUUUUUACAUCUAUUGACCAUGUCUAGAUCAACUGAUUACCACUGCAUAACAUGUAUUGUUUAGCCAUCACAGUAGCUACUAGCUAAUGUUAACUGCUUGGUUGGUUGUUCCUGUGUUACUCUAUCCAGGCUGUGAAGCCAGCGAAGACAAAGUGUUUGAGGAGCCCCUAUUAGCUGACCCAGAUGAGCCUCCGCUGGUGGCAGUGAUACUGGCAGAGCCAGCCCCCAUGGCCGAGCCAGCCCCCAUGGCUGCCACGGUCACCCUGGAGUGCUCCGACCCUGCUGCGUACCUAGAGUCUGGCCAGGAGGCAACUCACACAGGUGGGAUCUUCAUCCACUGGAGACCAUUAAUUUGAGUUGAGCAAAGAGUCUGUGAAAGUGAUGCACAAUUAUACAAAUUAGGGGUGUGCAGACCUGGCCAUACUCGUAAUCCUAUCUGUUACGAACCCCGUGGCUUUACGCGUCUAGGAUGGAUGGACAAGAGACCCGUAACAUAAUUCAUGCAAAUUAGAAUCGUGACAUGGAAACAGGUGGUGCAAUACAGAGGAAUGUCCACUGAUAGGUCCACCUCAGCAAUCAGCAGACCAACGGAUGUUGGACAGGUGGGACACCCCCAACGACCACCAAUCAGGAACAUAAAGGACACCUGUGAUUAGGGCAGAAGGAGAGGAAAAACACAAAAAGACACAGGAUACCUGUAUCCGUAAUACUCCCACCCUUAAAAGAGCAAACCACAAUGGUUUGCGACACACGUACCAUCAAAACACCCAAAAUUCAAAGAUCAACCGCAUCCUGACGGGAUAACAAAAAACCUAGUUCUUUAAACACGAGACAAAGCAUCUGCCAACACAUUAUCCGACCCCUUAUUGUGGCGGAUCUCCAAAUUAUAAUUUUGCACUACAAGUGCCCAACGCAUAAGGCGUUGGUUCUGGUUGUACAUCCGGUGGAGAAAAACUAAGGGGUUAUGGUCAGUAUACACUAUCACUGGUAAUGCACUGGAACCAACAUAAACUUCAAAGUACUGCAGAGCUAACAAAAAAUACGACAAUCUUCAGACCAUACACAUUUUCUCGCCGGACUGAGCAAAUCCGUUAAUGGAGCAACUACCGCAGAGACAUUUUUACAGAAACUACGGUAGUAAAAAGCGGCGUAGCUCUCUUCUGGUGGUAGGUGCGGGAAAUGCAUUUAUAGCUGAGACCUUGGCAUCUACAGGGCGCACCUGACCAUGGCCGACCUGUUUACCGAGAUAAGUAACAGUGGCCUUCCCAAACUCGCACUUUGCUAAGUUCAGGGUUAGAGAAGCGGCUGCUAGACGUUCACACACUACCCUUAGUGUUAACAUGAUCAGACCUCUCAGUCGAAUAAAUUACCAGAUCAUCAAGGUAAGCACUACAAUUAGGAACUCCAGCCAAUACUGUUAACCAGGCGUUGGAAAGUGGCUGGUGCGUUCCGCAUCCCAAAUGCCAUGACAGCAUAUUGUAGGAAGUGGUCUGGGGUCACAAAGGCAGAGAUGUCGGAGGCACGUGAGGUUAACGGCACCUGCCAGUAACCUUUUAGAAGAUCUAGUUUGGAUACAUAAGUAGCAGCACCAACAGUAUCAAUACAGUCAUCCAGUCUGGGUAACGGGAACGAGUCGGGCACUGUGACAGCAUUUACCUUCCGAUAGUCCGUACAUAACCUGGAUGUCCCAUCAGGUUUAGGAACCAGAAUGCACGGAGAACUCCAAGGACUUGAACUUGGCAUAGCCAGGUUAUUCUCCAGCAAAUAAGCGACCUCAUCCCUCAUUAUCUUUCUUUUAGAGACGUUGACACGAUAAGCAUGUUGCUUGAUAGGUGCAGCGUUUUCAACAUUAAUGUCAUGUUCUAACACAUUUGUGCAUGUAGGAACAUCAUUAAAAAGACAUGGAAAGCUGUGUAAUAGUCUCACAAUAUCAUCUGACUGUCCGUCCGUUAAAUGAAUCAGGCUUGACGGGAGAGACUGCAGCAUCUCUGAAUUGGGCAAUCUAGCACACUGCUGCUGAGUAUUGCGCAACUCCAAACCAUCUCCGUCCACAUCAUUAACAUGACCUCCCACUACAGCCGUAGCAGCAAUAGAGACAGCCGACUCAGCCAGUUUCUCUGGACUGUCUAUCUGAGUGACGGGUCUGGUGUGGUAUGUCUUCAACAUGUUAAUGUGGCACACACGAGAUUGGCAUUUUCUAUCAGGAGUCUGUAUCACGUAGUCAGUUUCACUUAGUUUCUUUUCAAUUACAUAAGGACCAGAGAAAUGUGCUGACAAUGACGCUCCUGGCACAAGCAACAAUACAAGAACUUGGUCACCUGGCUGCAGUGAACGAGAAACCGCCUGGUUGUCAUAGUGCCAUUUCAUCCGUCUCUGUGAGGAAGACAGCGCUUCCUUUGCUAGAGCACAGGCACCAUGUAGGCGCUCACGAAAGCGACUAACGUAGUCCAACACAUUUUCUUUCACACACAACUCGUGUGAUAAAAACUGAUCCUUAAGGACUUUCAUAGGUCCUCUCAUGGUGUGUCCAAACACCAGUUCAGCUGGGCUGAACCCUAAGGAUUCCUGUACUGUCUCACGGACAGCAAACAAAACUAGAGGAACUCCCUCAUCCCAAUCCUUCUCAGAUUCCAAGCAAUAUUUACGGAGCAUAGACUUCAGUGUCUGAUGCCAACGUUCAAUAUGCGCUUGACACACGGUGUGUAACUGACAAGGAUUUUAACACUUGUUUGAAAAGUUUAGAAAGGAAAUUCGUACCCUGAUCAGUUUGUACCACCUUAGGUAACCCAAAAGUUGAGAAGAAUUUGAUCAACGCUUUACUCACCACCGGAGCAGUAAUCCUUCGCAGAGGAAUGGCCUCUGGGUACCUGGUGGCCACACAUAUAAUCGUCAACAGAAACUGGUUACCAGAUUUUGUCUUUGGUAAUGGUCCAACACAAUCAACCAUCACAUGUUCGAAUGGUUCACCUAUGGCCGGUAUGGGACAAUGAGGCGCGGGGGAAAUAACCUGGUUCGGUUUCCCAGUUACUUGACAGGUGUGGCAAGUCCGACAGAACUGAGCCACAUCUUGUUUUAAACCAGGCCAAAAGAAAUGUCGCAAAACCCGAUCAUAAGUCUUGGUGACUCCCAGAUGUCCGGACCACUGGUGAUCAUGAGCGAGGGAUAAAACAUUUUGUCGAAAGGCUGUAGGAAUCACUAUUUGGUAAACAGCAUUCCAAUCUCCGCCAGCGUCAACAUGGGAUGUCCAUUUACGCAUGAGGAGAUUACCAUCAAUAAAGUAUGCCAGGUUUUUCUUCUUUAGCUCCUCCUCUGAGACAACACUAGAAAAACAUUUAGCCAGGCUAAUGUCAACCUUCUGGUUAGCGAUCAGCUGCUCACGAGUGACUGGUAACUGUAUUGCCUCAGCAACAAGUUCCACAUACUUCUUCCUUUCCCUGGGCUGUUGGUCAGACUGCACCAGCUUACCAGAGGUAACACCCAAGCUAUCCUCUGGGUCACACUCUGAAUAGAAUCGUGUUCGACAAAUCUAUCACGUCACCCACUUGUCGUGCUUGAGCACGUGUGACAGCACAAGCGGGGAACACAUCUGGAUAACCCUGUGCCAGCUCCUCGGAGAGAGACUGGUCACUUUUAUCCAAUACCUCCAAUACGGGUAUCACCUUUCCUCCAGCAAUAUCGUUGCCCAUUAUAAAUGUCACACCUUUUACUGGCAACAUAGGACCUACUCCAACUCUGAACAAUCCACUGACUAACUCAGAGUGUACGUUCACAAAGUGCAAUGGCACGGGGACGAAUCCCAUUUCAAUUCCUUGUACUAACACACUGGAACCACAAUAUGUAUUAUUGGACAAGGGCAACACAUCAGAUAGUAUGAACGACUGCGCCGCACCAGUAUCUCUGAGGAUUCUAACUGGACGCUGAGACGCUUCAUCAUCUGAUAUGGAAACAAACCCCUAAAAAAUGAACGGUUCAUAACUGUGAUCUGGGACAGGGACUUUCAAACCACAUUCACUAUGAGGCCUCUGUCUUGAUUCCGGCCUUACAACUGUACGAAUCAGCCCAACACCCGUUGGCGGCCUGGCGUGCUGAGGCAUCCCCUGUUUGCGUUUUAGCAGAAAGCAAUCAUUAACCAUAUGUCCCACCUUAUGACAAUAGAAACAGUGACGCACAUCUUUUGGGCGUGCUGGAUGUACUGCUGGUCGACUAGGACUAAAAGUUAGCAACUCCGCGGCCCUGCUCUCCGUACGAGCCGAAAACACGCUCUUAUGCGUCAACACAAACUCGUCUGCCAAUACAGACGCUUCCGACAGUGAGGAUACUUUCUGUUCGUUCAGAUAAACUAAAAUGCGUUCGGGUAAGCAAUUUUCAUACUCUUCUAACAAGAUUAACUCCCGUAGAGAGUUAAAAUCAGUUACCUUACUAGCACUGUGCCAUUUGUCAAACUGAUUUCCUUUGUCUCUAGCAAACUCCACAUAAGUCUGAGUAGAAUACUUUUUAUGAGACCUAAAUCUCUGUCGAUAUGCCUCAGGAACAAGCUCAUAGGCACGAAGAACAGUAGCUUUGACCACGUCAUAAUUGAAGCUGUCUUCAAGAGGUAGCGCUGACAGAACCUCUUGGGCUUUACCUGUUAAUUUACACUGAAGUAAUAGGCACCAUACCUCUUCGGGCCAUUUCAAUGCUACCGCUAUACGUUCAAAAACACUGAAAUAGGAAUCAACCUCUGACUCCCUAAACACAGGUACCAAGGUGAUCUGUCUACUAAUAUCAACAGUAGCAGACGACACAGCUGGUGAGGAUGGCUCACUAGCAGGCAUAGUAUGUUCAGAGACUAACCUCGCGGUUUCUGCCUCCAGUUCCAGUUUACGCAUCUCUAGUUCCUGAUCAAGUCUACGCGUCUCCAGUUCUUGAUCAAGCCUACGCGUCUCCAGUUCCAUCUUACGCGUCUCCUGUUCUGCCUCUAGCUUACGCGUUUCCAGCUUGUCUUGCCUGAUUUGUGCCCUCUCUUCCGCCUCCAUUUGGAGCCGUGUGGAGCGGACAUCCAUCCUGGCAUCACUGUCAGACAGUGGGGAGAGUGGGUCAAAACGGGGCAAUGUGGCUGGAGCCUUAGCCUCGUCCUCAGACACCGACGGACUUACAGGAGCAGCAGCCACAUCCCCUACAGGAGCAGCAGACUCAGGCGGCGGUAACUCAAGCACUCGCUCGUUCAACAAUAUCUCUAACACUGUUUUCCUAACUUCUGCUUUCACUAAAACCCUUUAUGGGUACAGAAAAGUGGUCAGCCAAAGCCUGUAGAUCCACUCUACGGCAAUUCUCAAAAACCUCCCACGUAGGGUUUUCCAAAAAGGCAUCCAACUCAAAAGUAGCCAUCUUAAACUAGCAACACGAGCCGACGAAUACUGAACACAAAACCAGUUAGUUACAGCUGCCAAGCUCAACACUGAGCCAGACACUAACUAAUUUGCAUGGGUAUCAAUGAGUGAUCCCGGACGAGCCCCCACAUUAUGUUACGAACCCCAAGUAGCAUGGGUAUCAAUGAGUGAUCCCGGACGAGCCCCCACAUUAUGUUACGAACCCCGUGGCUUUACGCGUCUAGGAUGGAUGGACAAGAGACCCGUAACAUAAUUCAUGCAAAUUAGAAUCGUGACAUGGAAACAGUGUGAACAAAAACUACACGACAACCAUAAACUACCGUCAAACAUAAAAGGUUUAUUUUUGAACGCACGGUAAAGGUUUGGGAAAAGGGGCUGAGCAGGACCCAAGAAAGGAAACAAUAGUGUAAAAAAAAAACUAAACUGAUCUUGCCUGCCUCAAGAACCGCUAAGCUACUGCUAAUCAUACAAAAAUUACAGUGGGUGGUCCGCUCAGGUCUAUCUAGUGUUUUUAGACAGUUUUCUUCCUACGGGUAAUGUAUGCCCAAGGGCAACUUGCUUAAAUCCCCCUUUUCCCAGAAACACACAACAAAGUUACCAAACAGAGUAACCAGCAAAUGAGUGAGUACACAAAACACAGGACACCACAGUAUCCAUACUCACAUACGGAAAAUAGUCUCUCUCUACAAACACAACUGACUGGCUUUUAAACAAUGGGAGGUGUAAGUGGGAAACCAGAAACAGGUGGUGCAAUACAGAGGAAUGUCCACUGAUAGGUCCACCUCAGCAAUCAGCAGACCAACGGAUGUUGGACAGGUGGGACAUCCCCAACGACCACCAAUCAGGAACAUAAAGGACACCUGUGAUUAGGGCAGAAGGAGAGGAAAAAGACACAGGAUACCUGUAUCCGUAAAUUUACAGUUGAUAGUCGGAUCGGAUAAUACUCUUGAUCGGAAAAAACUGAAGUGUUUUAUUAUGCCUAAGUAGAUACACUGAUCUCCCUGGAUGUUUUUAGACCAAAAAAAGCUGCAGAUUAGGAACAGCGCGUGGAGGGGUGUCUGUCUCCUCAACUAGCAGCGGGUCGGAUAGACAAGUUUGCGUUCUGUCAGAAUGUGCAUCGCCUGUUAAUCUUUUUUCCCUACCCGCUUGUUAGAUAUUAUGCACAUUGAUAGCUUGCUAGCUAGCAAACGUCCUCGCCAUUUGAUUUAUCAUAGUAUUAGGCUAACAAGAGGCCGCAGCAAUCUAAAAGAUCAGACCGAAACAUGCGAGGAGAAGUGAUUGGGUGAAAUUAAGAAACUAAGUGAGUGGACAGAGAAAUACAGCUUCGCUCUAUCAAAUCAGAGCAGCAGGAUCCAUGUACAGCCCGCCCUGUCUUUACAGACAGGAAAACUAGCCAGUUGAGUUAUUUAGAUCAGUGUUUCCCAACCCUGGUACCUCGAGUACCCCCAAUGGUACACAUUUGUAUUGUAACCCUGGACAAGCCACCUGAUUCAACUUGUCAACUAAUCAUCAAGCCCUAAAUGAGCUGAACAAGGUGUGUUUGUCCAGGGCUACAACAAAAACGUGUACUGUUGGGGGUACAGGAGGACCAGGGUUGGGAAACACUGAUUUAGACCACGUAGCACCUCGCACUUGAUUGAAAGAUGCGCUCUGGCACCCGCAAAUUAUUAUUUAUUUUUUUUGGGGGGGGGGGAUAAUAAAUAUAAGAAAUCAGGAAAACUGCCCAUAUCCUUUACGAUACUUGUUUUGUCCGACUACUAGGCACACCCCUAAUACAAAUGGUAUUCCGAAUUCACUGCAACAUUGUGUUUAGAAUAUUAGAAAUGUACAAUAUGCAUCAGUGAUUUUGUUGGAACUUAAACAACCUAUAGAGUUUCCUGUAGCACAGGUAUUUUACAGUAAUAGCCUACACGGUACUGCGUGUAAUGAAAUGAAUGGUCUCAUGUCAUGAAAGUGAAUGACUGACUGAGUGUUGUCUUGUCUGUUCCCCCUGUGUGACGAGCAGGCAGUGAGCCCCAGCAGGAGAGCCCUCAGGAGGACCUCCGGGAACACCUGAAGAAGACCCUGGAGUUCUGUCUGUCCCGGUGAGUAACAGCCAUAUUACACACUGGCUGUGUCACAAAUUACACCUUAUUCACUAUAUAGUGCACUCCUUUUGACCAGACCCAAUAGUGCUCUGGUCAAUGGGCCCUGGGCAAAAGUAGUACACUAUAUACAGGGGGUUAAAGGUCAGUCGCUGCAGUGGAUUUCCAUCAAAUGAAUUGUAUUUUUUCCAAUAUUGAAAAGGACUGGAAUUGAUUAAACUCGCAAAAUGUACAAAAUGAUCCCCUUUCCCUAAAAGCAUGAGGUUCAUGACUUUUUUACAUGAAAGGGGAGGUUAACUUGGCCCCAGAGAAUCGAUCUGUCAGUGUCAGUCAUGGGAUUUUUUGUUGUUGCUUUAACCCCUGUAAAUAGGAAAUGGGGUGCCAUUUGGGACACAGGCAUUGUCUACUACAAUAUAGCCAAUAAUGCAGCAACCAUAUAAACUACAGUCGAGCAGCACAGGGGCGCAGCUCUGCCAUUACAGAAUACAGAACCCGCCAGACAGAACUUUAAUUGACUCUGAGGGGAGGUACUGUAACUAGGAGAUUCAUUUGUUAUGCUCUUCCCCAUAUUUGUCGAUCCCAGGCCGUAAUUUUUGUUGGUAGUGAUCAAGUGCUGCCCAUGCUAGAAUACAGCCAGUGAAAUAUGUUGCUAUGAUGUUGCAAUUAGUUAUUUCUUCUGCCUUUUGUGGAAGGCGUGCUCUAAAUGAAAGCUCACUGGUGGGUGCUGUGGGGAGGGAGGAGAGACUUAGGCUAAAGGGAGUGACUUCACUUUUUUGUCUUAUCUCUCAGGGAGAACUUGUCCAGCGACAUGUACCUUAUCUCUCAGAUGGAUAGUGACCAAUAUGUGCCAAUCGUGACAGUUGCUAACCUGGACCACGUCAAGAAACUCAGCACAGACGUGGAGUUGAUCGUUGAUAUCCUACGAUGUAAGUGACAACCUUUUUUAUUUUCUUUUACUGGAGACUAUUAACGUUUACUGAACUUUUUCACAUUUUACUUGUUACUAAUAGCAUCUAUUGUUGACACUAAAGAGACAUUGUUGGGAAUGGAUGUUUCAUUUUACUUAGAGAAUUUGUGUUAUGGAUUUCAGUUGUAUCAGUUAACCUUGCUGUGUACAACACCAAUUCCUAGCAAAAUUUAGAUGGCAAUAAAAUUUAGAUUUUGAUUAUAAAUGCACUGGACUUCUGUAUUUCCCUGCCUCCAUAGCUCUGCCGUUGGUCCAGGUAGAUGAGAAGGGGGAGAAGGUGAGACCCAACCAGAACCGCUGCAUCGUUAUCCUCAGAGAGGUCCCUGAGAGCACUCCCAUAGAGGUAUGUUCACUGGCUAGCCUCUGGCUAGCCUCUGGCUGCGUCCCAAAUGGCACCUUAUUCCCUAUAUAGUGCACUACUUUAGACCAGGGUCCUUAGGGUUCUGGUCAAAAGUAGUGCACCACAUAGGGAAUAGGGUGUCAUUUGGGACACAGUUUCAGUCUAGACCAUCUGCUAAACAAACCAUGCAUUUAAAAAAUGUUUUAGAAUUAUUUUCUUUAAAACAACAAUGCAAUACAAUGACAAUAUAAAUGGGCUCUCCCAUCAGUGGGAGUUGUGGUCAGUGGGUGCGCUCACCCCACCCUCCCCGAGACGCCGGCAAGGCAAGGCCCUGCCCCCGGCCCAAAUGGUUUUUCCAAGUGUGGGAAAAACCAAGUCCCACCCGACGCCGGGGCGGGCAUGGAAUUGAGCGCACCCAUAACUACCAGGACCAACACACGCACCACAGCAUGAAACCAAAACAUAAAUAGUGAAACGCAAAACAUACAAUAAUCCCAUCUCCACCCCUGAUUGGAUGACCUCAAACAUUUAUACUGUACAUUUGUGCAUAUAAUUAUUCUAACACUCAUCAAUUCCACCCUUCAGACAGCCACAGAUCAACCCAUCUUUCCCAAUAAAUCAUCAUCCUACCAUUUCCUCUCACAAUACAUCCCUCCAUUCUCCCAUGGUGUCUCACUAAGGACUUGAACCUCCCCAUCUGCAACAUUUCUGCCGAAAUUUCCCCAAAAUAAACAUUUUACCCAAGAGCACAAUUAUAUUUCCUGUUGACUGACUGAUCCUUCAAAUCCCCCAGCAAUACAGUUUGCAGGUCCAACUGCACCCUGAUAUUAUGGCAUAAGAAACCAUGUAUUACAUACUGACUGUAUCCAGUAUGGCAGAAAGUGGAACGAAAUCACAGGUUUUUAGGAAGAUUAGGUCAUUCUAGUACAAGCUCUUAUGUGUCUAGGCUGUAUGUGUGUUUUAACCAGGGCAUUGUAGGUCAUUUCCUAAUAUUUUCUAAGAGUUGUUUUCCUGGAAUCGUAAACAUUUCCUGGAAUGGUGUAAAACCUGUCUCUGCGUCAAUUAUUUGUUUGCACACCUUUCUCCUAGCCAUGUUAUAGAUACCCUGUUGUUUGACUUUGGUAAAGUAAUGGUAAUGGCAUGUUUUGUUUAUCUAGUGUUUAGAGGUAUCAUCUAUUGUGCAUCAAAUGUGCCAGUACCAUGUCAUCAAAUGUCAUGCUGUGUGACAAAUUAUAGGGUGCUGUUUUUAGCAGUUUAGAAUUCAAAACAUUUUUAAUGGUGUUAUUUCAGUCUGAACUGCACUCCCAUCGGGGAAUAUUGACAAAAUGUGACAUUGAUAGGGCCCACUCCUCUCGUAUUUUUUGUUUAUUAUAUAGGAUAGAGAUGAGUGGGAGGAGAGAGUGCUGAAAUAGCAUUGCGCCAGAUUCUUACGAAUGCGGCGCACAAUUGGCCCAGCGUCGUCCGGGUUUGGCCGUCAUUGUAAAUAAGCAUUUGUUCUUAACUGACUUGCCUAGUUAAAUAAAAAUAAUAAAGACAGCUAAACCACCCUAUUCAAUCGAAACCAGGAACUUGUCCACAGUAUCUAAGGAGUUUUGGCGUUAAGCUUGACAUUUGCUCUUGUUUUGCAGGAGGUCGAGGCUCUUUUUAAAGGAGAGAACUUACCUAAAUUCAUCAAUUCUGAGUUUGCCUACAACGACAACUGGUUCAUCACCUUCGAAUCGGAAGCAGAUGCACAACAGGUCAGGAACAUUCUGGAAUGUUGCACCAUUGUAUGCUUAUAGCGCUUGAUUUAGUAAUGGUGCAUAAAGCAACCUUUUCCUUGCACAUCAUGUCAUGUUUUAGGAUUGUAGGACUGUUCAGUGAAACUGCCCUGCUAACUGGAACUAACUGCCCUGCUAUGGGUUUGGUGGUCUGAUGUACAAUUGCUAAUUGCUACCAUAGUGUUUCAUACUGGCCUUGAGCUUACGUCCGUGGGUAUAAAAACAGAAACAUAUUUCCUGCUGUGUUUCCUAUUUUCCAGGCAUAUCAGUAUCUUCGUGAAGAAGUGAAAACCUUCCAAGGGAAGCCUAUUAAGGUAAGCUAAUUAAUUAAUUAGUUUAAUUUAAGUUAAUGUAAAGUUAAUAUGAACAUGACCCAUACACUGUAUACUAUACUGUAAAUUCUGGAGUAUUUCCAAGUAUGGUGGUUCAGGUAACCUUUUUCCGUCAACAUAACAACCAACCAAAACUAAUGCUUUCCCCCAGUGGAUAACAUAAUUCAAUCUGCAGUUGUUGUAUGGGAUCAUUUAGUGAUGACGUGACAUAAUACCUCAGACAAAUGUGGCUUUUUAUGAAAAAUCUGCACCGCUUUGAAAUGCUUACUCAGCAGAUUCGUUUUUGAGGAAAAAUCAGUUUUCUCUCUCAAUUCUCAACCCCAAUCUCAGGCACGGAUAAAGGCGAAGGCAAUCGCUAUCAACACUUUUAUGCCAAAAAAUGGCUACCGCCCAGUGGAGGUUAACCCUUAUGUGCAGCAGCAGCAGCAACAACAACGUUACACCUCCUACUACAUACCUCCAGUGUACAGCCCCCAGCAGCAGUUCCCCCUCUACAGCCUCAUCACUCCACAGGCCUGGUCAGCCACUCACAGCUUCAUAGACCCUUCACUGGUGAGGACAGCAGGCGCGCGCACACACCUAAAAACCUAAAAUGCAGAAUAGGGUUGCAGAAUUCCAGUAACGUUCCCAAAAGUCUGGUUGGAAGAUUCACAGAUGUCCUGCUUUUUUCCCUCCUGAUUCCGGGAAUCUUCCAACUGGGAUUUCUGGCAAACCUGGACAUUUUUGGAAAGUUACUGGGAUUUUGCAAACCUACCACCCACAAGGCUACAAUACAGACCAUUCAUAAUUUCACUGUAUAAUAUGCUGCUAGAACUCUUGUAAAAGUCAUUGAUUUUGUGUUUCCUUGUCUAACAGGUUACACCAUUUCACAACACUCAAUUUAUCAAUGGAUUUACAACAUCCCAUAGUUUUAAACCAGCGACGUCUCCUCUUGCUGGUGUUAGGCACUACUCUCCCAGGAAUAGGUGGGUACACUGACCCUCACCAUCUAAUGUACACUAUGAACCAGGGCCUGUAUUCACAAAGCAUCUCACAAAAGGAGUGCUGAUCUAGGAUCUGUUCCUCCCUCUUAUAUAAAGUAAAUCUGAUUCUAUAUACAGUGCAUUCGGAAAGUAUUCAGACACCUUGACUUCCACAUUUUAUUAUGUUAUAGCCUUAUUCUAAAAUUGAGUAAAUUAUUAUUUUUUUCUCAUCAAUCUACACACAAUACCCCAUAAGAAUUUUUGCAAAUUUAUAAAUAAAAUAAAUAGAUACCUUUAUUUACAUAAGUAUUCAGACCCUUUGCUAUGAGACUUGAAAUUGAGCUCAGGUGCAUCCUGUUUCCAUUAAUCAUCCUUGAGAUGUUUCUACAACUUGAUGGGAGUCCACCUGUGGUAAAUUCAAUUGAUUGGACAUGAUUUGGAAAGGCACACACCUGUCUAUAUAAGGUCCCACAGUGCAUUUCAGAGCAAAAACCAAGCCAUGAGGUCGAAGGAAUUGUCCGUAUAGCUCUGAGACAGGAUUGUGUCGAGGCACAGAUCUGGGGAAGGGUACAAAAAAAUUUCUGCAGCAUUGAAGGUCCCCAAGAACACAGUGGCCUCCAUCAUUCUAAAAUGGAAGAAGUUUGGAACCACCAAGACUCUUCCUAGAGCUGGCCGCCCGGCCAAACUGAGCAAUCGGGAGAGAAGGGCCUUGAUCAGGGAGGUGAACCCGAUGGUCACUCUGACAGAGCUCCAGAGUUCCUUUGUGGCGAUGUGAGAACCUUCCAGAAGGACAACCAUCUCUGCAGCACUCCACUAAUCAGGCCUUUAUGGUAGAGUGGCCAGACGGAAGCCUCUCCUCAGUAAAAUACAUAUGACAGCCCGCUUGGAGUUUGCCAAAAGGCACCUAAAGAUUCUCAGACCAUGAGAAACCAAGAUUGAACUCUUUGGCCUGAAUGCCAAGCGUCACGUCUGGAUGAAACCUGGCACCAUCCCUACGGUGAAGCAUGGUGGUGGCAGCAUCAUGCUGUGGCAAUGUUUUUCAGCGGCAGGGACUGGGAGACCAGUCAGGAUCAAGGGAAAGAUGAACAGAGCAAAGUACAGAGCUCUCAGGACCUCAGACUGGGGCAAAGGUUCACCUUCCAACAGGACAACGACCGUAAGCACACAGCCAAGACAACGGAGGAGUGGCUUCCGGACAAAUCUCUGAAUGUCCUUGAGUGGCCCAGCCAGAGCCCGGACUUGAACAUCUCUGGAGAGACCUGAAAAUAGCUGUGUAGCGAUGCUCCCCAUCCAACCUGACAGAGCUUGAGAGGAUCUGCAGAGAAGAAUGGGAGAUACUCCCCAAAUACAGGUGUGCCAAGCUUGUAGCGACAUACCCAAGAAGACUUGAGGCUGUAAUCGCUGCCAAAGAUGCUUCAACAAAGUACUGAGUAAAGGGUCUGAAUACUUAUGUAUAUUUGAUAUUUCUGUUUUUAUAUUUAAUACAUUUGCAAAAAUUUCUAAAAACCUGUUUUUGCUUUGUCAUUAUGUAGUAUUGUGUGUAGAUUUAAAUCAAUGUUAGAAUAUGGCUGUAACGUAAUAAAUUGUGGAAAAAGUCAAGGGGUGUGAAUACUUUCCGAAUGCACUGUAUAUUAGCACUUCUACUCUUGAGAGUCUUUGUGAAUAUGGGCCCAGAAUUCUAGAUUGCUGUGCUUGUAUAGAUAUGAUCUUUGAAUAUGAUAUUGACCGGUUGUGUUUCUGGUUUCUUUUCAGGAAUCACACUCACAGUAAACCUCACCUGAGGCCCACAAUACCCAACGUGGACCAGCGCGGCACAGGGCUCCUAGACAGCCCCACCAUCUUCAACUUCCCCACGGAGCGUAUCCUAAACGGGGUGCCCCGGGGUUCUUCCCAAAUGACGCGGCUCCCGAGCCAGAACAGAACCAGGUUACCCCACUCCACCAUGACCUACCCCAGGAGGGACAUCAGUACGGGUCGGGUGGAGCCCGUCAGCACCGACUACUCACUGGGCAUGGCCCGGGGAAGGUAAGGUAUCCUCCACUAUCUGCAUGAUCAUCACCACCAUAUACAUCCGUGGGAUGUGUCCCAAAUGGUACCCUAUUUGUUAUUUAGUGCACAACUUUUGUCCAGGGCCAUUAGGGCUCUGGUCAAAAGUAGUGCACUGAAUAGGGUGCUAUUUGGGACACAUUAUAGUAUUACAAGAAAGCGAGCAUGGUGCCCAAGUUUUGAAUUGUUAAAAUCUCUGUAAUGCUUCAAAUAGAGUAGAAAUAUGUCUGAAUUUUUAAAAUAUUUUCUUUCUUAAAGGACAAAUAUUUAUGGUUCUAGGAAAAAGAGGGAAGACAAGUUUACAGUAAGUACGUUUCUUUCCACUUUGACUUUGAGAAAGAGCCAUCAGUGCUGAUGCUGCAAGCUUUUCAGGCAGUGACUGAAUUUCAAUAUUGCAGGUGUAUGUACAGUGUGCUGGUUGGUGUUGUGGGUGUCCCAAAUAGUACCCUAUUCCCUAUAUGGUGCUCUACUUUUAACCCCUAUAGGCCCUGGUCAAAAGUAGUGUACUAUAAAGGGAAUAGGGUGCCAUUUGGGACGCAGUCUUUACUCUGUGACUGACUCACUGCAUUGUGCUGACUCUGGUGUGUUUGAUGCUGUUCUGUUGUAUAGAGAGUUGCUACCCAUUCGCCACCCCCUCCUCAGAAGCCCCCGUCCCCCAGCUUUGAGCUGGGGCUCUCCAGCUUCCCCCCGCUGCCUGGGGCCACAGGCCACCUCAAAACCCCUGAAGACAUGUUUGAGAACAGACUGGCCAGCAUGGUAAUAGUAACCACAAAGGACAGGGUCAGUAUCUACCAACACAAGCUCUCAUCUCCAGGCCACCAUACUCAGGGUGUGUCCCAAAAGGCACCUGUGUCCCAAAUGGCACCCUAUUCCAUAUAUUGUGUGCUACUUUUGACCACGGCCCAUAGACUUUUGACCAGGGAAUAUGGUGCCAAUUGGGACUCAGCCAAGCUCUUAUCUCCAAGCCACCAUGCUCAAUCACACAGCUCAACAAUUCAGCUUUGCCGUUAGUAGUAUUGUUUUUCAUGUAUUUUUGUGUCGUUCCGUUCCAGAAUGUAAGCGUUGAUGCCAGCUCUCCAGGUGCCCUCCCCUCAGGAGGACCCAAGGAGCCACUAAGGACGGUCAUUUCUCCACAGCCCCCGAGCCUCCAGCCCGCUGCUCCCCCGAAACCAGCACCAUCCUCUGCCCCUGUCCCUGUUCCCUCCCAACCCGCAGAGUGAGUAUAGGACACACGUGUUUCCCUUCAUAUAACACUUUGGUUCAAAAACCCUAUUCCCCCCCACCAUCAAAACGUGUAAGCAUACCCCCACUAAUAUCAUACGAUUUGUAUAGAAAAACAGAGCAGUGUGCUUCAUCUCAUGCAUAUCUUUUGUCUCACCCUUGUCUCUCUAUUUCCUUGUCAGUGUGUCCCAUUUGAAAACAUGACACACCAUAGUUGUCAAAACUGAAUUUGUGUAGAGAGAGAACUUAACUGACUCAGCAGCAUUUCUUGUCAUUCACAUCAUUGUGUGAUGUAAAUAUGUUUGUUUUUCAGGGAAGUGAAGGUUCUGGAGGUGAAUCAGAAGGAGACUCAGGUUUCUCUCGAGCGGGACACUACCACUCUGUACACCGCUAGCAAAUCUGUUCAAGUCAAUGGUACUGCUACAGUAAGUACUGGUUCACCAAAGCUGUUUAAAGCAUUUAAACAUAACCAGGUGCAUUUUUUUAUAUUAUUAGCUGAUAAAGAUUUUUUGGUAGUCAGAGAUACAGGUAACUGCCCAAAUAAAGGGAACACCAACAUAGUGUCUUAAUAGGGCUUUGGGCCACCACGAGCCAGAACAGCUUCAAUGCACCUUGGCAUAGAUUCUACACGUGUCUGGAACUCUAUUGGAGGGAUGCGACACCAGUCUUCCACAAUAAAUUCCAUCAUUUGUUGUUUUGUUGAUGGUGGUGGAAAACGCUGUCUCAGGCGCAGCUCCAGAAUCUCCCCAUAAUUGUUUAAUUGGGUUGAGAUCUGGUGACUGAGACGGCCAUAUGAUUUACAUUGUUUUCAUGCUCAUCUAACCAUUCAUUGACCGCUCGUGCCCUGUGGAUGGCGGCAUUGUCAUCCUGUUGGGGCAUAGCCAUGGUAGCCAAAAUAAUUACCUGCCCAGCAUUUUUAUACACGACCCUAAGCAUGAUGGGAUGUCAAUUGCUUAAUUAACUCAGGAACCACACAUGUACGGAAGCACCUGCUUUUAAUAUACUUUGUGUCCCUCAUUUACUCAAGUGUUUCCAUUAUUUUAGCAUUUACCUGUAGAUACUGAUUUGUGGUUGGUAAUAAUCAUCUUUUUUUUUUUUACUUUAAUGUGUGUCAAACCAGUGGGCAUAGUCAAAGUCCUAUGAAAUGAAUCACCUACAAAUAUAGAUUUCGUUUUGUGGUUAGGAACUGCGAAAGCCCUCUUACGCUGAGAUCUGCCAGAGGAUUAAAGACCACGCUCCGAAACUACAGGCCCCUAAAGAGGCCAAGCCAGCCAGCAGCGCUGCCUCCGCAGGAGAGGAGAGGAAGUGCACUGACGCAGCCCCAGGGGACAGGGGUGAUCCAAAGGUCCCCAGAGAGACAUACCCAGGCUCCUCCAAGCCAGCCACCCCAGGCAGACCCCGAGAGGUCCGGAGACCGACCGGCCGGUGGCCUUCCCCAUCCCCCCACCACCCAGGGAAGGGUCCCAGCAGCAAAGAUCUCAACACCCCCCCAAAGUCCCCG